AUGUUGCAGAAAGUUCUCGAACAUUUGGUGCUGCCAUGCGUUCUCGUUCCUUGUGUGUGGACUUGCAGGACCCCUAAGAAGAAUUCUAUUGCUGCGAAUACCAAAAGUAUAAGAUCGUUGAGAGAUGAAGAAGAAAUUAGAGAGAUUGAACGGAGAUUGAGCGCUGAGAAAACAGCUGAGUUGCAAUCGCCUGAACCUGUAGAUAGAUGGAAAGGUUCCAAAGAAAAAGCGGAAUCUCAGUUGCAAUCGCCUGAAUCUGUGGAAAAAUCGAGAGGUUCCAAAGAAAAGGCGGAAUUGUCUGCAUAA
This is a messenger RNA of Cylicocyclus nassatus, 306 nucleotides long. The record is from the annotation of a GenBank genome assembly. NCBI's taxonomy places the organism in Eukaryota, Metazoa, Nematoda, Chromadorea, Rhabditida, Strongylidae.